CAUUCCAUAGCAUCAGCUUUAAUGAAAAGUAUUAAAACAUGGUCCAGCCUGCUGGGUCAGCAUCUGCACUAGCAGUUAAGCCCCAGGCUGCUCUGCCUGCAUCCCUGCUGCCGCUGCUGGGCCUCACUGCUGCCCUCUCCAUGGACUGCCCUUUCACCUGGGCUCAGUUCUGUGACAGUGGUUACAUUUUUCUUUGAGAAGCCAUCAAAGUAGCAAGCACAGAAGAUGUCAGAAGCCCGUGUACUGAUAGGGAAGCAGAUAUAAGCAUAUAUAAUGAAGGAGAAAACGGUUUUGCACUGAAUACUUUGAAAAAACAAUGGAAAGGACCAGAUGACACCCUCCUAGACAUGCUUUAUGACAUAGACAAUGUGAAUUUCAAGUGGUUUGCUAUUCCAAAUAAAAGGAAAUAUUUAUCAAAUAAUCACAUUUUAGUAUCAGCUCUGGUAAUUGUUUGCACAGUAAUUUUGACCAUUUUCAGAGUAAUCAUUUAAUUCCUGUACAAAAUAAACUGAUUCUGGGUCUGACAGCAUUUUCAACUGCCCCAAUCACCUUGUGACAAUGACUGCGCUUUGGUAGGCAAAGAAAAUGAAUAUGCUGUUCGAUUUGGCUAA
This is a messenger RNA of Tupaia belangeri chinensis (Chinese tree shrew), 611 nucleotides long. It is a transcript of the gene CD302, whose product is annotated as CD302 molecule. The record is from RefSeq and is a predicted model, not a curated record. NCBI's taxonomy places the organism in Eukaryota, Metazoa, Chordata, Mammalia, Scandentia, Tupaiidae.